This is a messenger RNA of Plutella xylostella (diamondback moth), 1040 nucleotides long. Its product is annotated as U-megalopygitoxin(8)-Mc8. NCBI's taxonomy places the organism in Eukaryota, Metazoa, Arthropoda, Insecta, Lepidoptera, Plutellidae. The record is from RefSeq and is a predicted model, not a curated record.
UGAAAAAUUAUUUACAGAAUCAUUCAAAAUCAAUUUGGUGAAUAGCACAAAUACAUUGUGCUUAAUUAUAUUUUGAAUCAUCGGAGAUUUGUAUCAAAAUGGCGUCCUACUUCCUGUUCCUCCUGCUACCCGCGUUGGCCGUCGCCAAAAUCAACAUCGAGAUCUUCGGCACCAUGACCGGAAACGAGAACGACCUCCAAGUCAAGUACUCCGGAAGUGACGUCAGCGUCAUCAGUGACGUCGAGAGAGCCACCUACAAGAUCAACGACGGCCAGCUGAAAAACGCCAUCCAGGCUUACUUCGGCAAACGCCCUGACGACGCUUUCAUGCGCAGUCCUACACCCUGGGGCGACCUCUACAGGACCUACGGCUGGUCCGAAGUCACCAGGACCUUACGACCCAAAUCGGCCCGCGUCCUCAAAAUCGCUGCCAACCCUGAGAUCCUGUUAGAACAAGUCUUCGAGAACAACAGCACCAAACCCGCAACUUUCAACGUCGGCAUCUCGCAAUCCGUCCAGAACACCAUCUCUUCAUCCUGGAGCAAAGGAGGAGACCUGACCGUCUCCCAGGAGAUUAACUACGGCUUCGACAUCAAGGCUGUCAGCUUCGGAGGCUCCACUUCCUUCUCCUACUCGUCAUCUUGGGGCUACAACUCCGAGAAGUCUGAAAGUGUCACCGUUGGAUCUUCAGCUAGCAUGGAGCUUCUUUUGCUCCCUGGUCAGUCAGUCAGAGCUCAGCUGCACGCGACCCGUGGAAAGGCUUUGGUGGAAGUGGAGUACGAAGCCAGUUUGUCCGGAGCCAUUGCUGUGAACUAUGACAAGGGGUACCGAGGUCACCACUACUGGUCGCUGCCGGUCGGAGGAGUCAUGUCUUCGGGCCAGAUCAGCAACAGUAUCGUCUCCAAGGAGGUCAUUGAGAUCGGAUACUUCUCCAACGCGAAGGUGGUGGUCCACGACAGGGCUAUGGGUACCAAGAUGUUGGAUAUUAACUUGUAAUGUGUGGUUGAUUGAAUAAAUGAGUUUUUUACUUUUUUGUAGAUA